Molecule: messenger RNA, 915 nt
Organism: Solanum lycopersicum (tomato)
Lineage: Eukaryota; Viridiplantae; Streptophyta; Magnoliopsida; Solanales; Solanaceae
Product: CBS domain-containing protein CBSX3, mitochondrial
Source: RefSeq, a predicted model, not a curated record
CGUUUAAGCAAAGAACAACAAAACUGGAGUUCAUAUAAGAGAGUACUCAUACUUCUCUGGUAACUUUCUUGCUUGAGCACAUAAUCAUCACUAGCUGAGACAAAAUUGCCAACUGAAGAUAUCAUUUCCUCAAGGAACACAAUGCAAGGUGUUAUGCGCGUGGUUAGAUCAUGCCAUGAAAAGCUCAAGGUGACUAUUCUACAGCACCCACAAUUCAAAAACACGAGUGAGAUGAACAAAGUAUUCGCAAGAUUUGGACGUGUUAUCUCCUUCCCCGUGGUGCAUAGCAAGGAAGCGAAUGACAUAAUGGUAUCAGAGUUCACAAUGCAGCAAAAGGGGUUGGAGAAUACAACUGUUGCAGAUGUACUGAUGAUAAAAGAUGAAGAAAAAGGCAACUCAUGGCUUUGUUGUCGAACAAAUGACACAGCGUAUGAUGCCAUCAAAAAAAUGGCAGCAAACAAUAUCGGUUCUUUGGUGGUUCUUAGGCCUGGAGAGAAUCAACUGAUAGCUGGAAUUAUAACAGAAAGAGAUUAUUUGCGAAAGGUAAUUGUACAGGAUAGAUCAUCUAAAUACACAAGAGUCGGAGAUAUUAUGACCGAGCAGAGCAAGCUGAUAACCGUCACAUCGGACACAAACAUUCUUCAAGCAAUGCAGCUCAUGAGUGAGCACCACAUACGACAUGUUCCAGUGAUCGAUGGGAAGGUAGUAGGCAUGAUUUCUGUGGCGGAUAUUGUCAAAGCAGUGGUGGAUCAACAAACUGGAGAAGUGAAGCAACUCAAUCAAUUCAUCAAAGGAGAUUACUACUGAAAAACAAUAUUAGCAAAGCCACAACAAUACUCAUUGUUAACUUUCAAAUUGUCAAACAAGAUCUAAAAACAGUGUUCAAUUUUAACCAAAAUUAUAUUUCGCUGUAAA